This is a messenger RNA of Grammomys surdaster, 3489 nucleotides long. RefSeq names its product cartilage intermediate layer protein 2 (gene Cilp2). Lineage: Eukaryota; Metazoa; Chordata; Mammalia; Rodentia; Muridae. The transcript has 8 exons. The record is from RefSeq and is a predicted model, not a curated record. The coding region runs from base 1 to 3489 and encodes 1162 amino acids.
AUGGCGUCACCUCUGCCCUUGCUCUGUCUCUGCAUCGCCGCCGCACACUUAGCGGGAGCGCGAGACGCCACCCACACCGAGGAGCACACCGCAACCGCCAGGGGUCUUCAGGGACGGCCUCCAGACCCCGGCCAGCCCUCGCCAGCCCUCGAGGAGUGGGAGGAAGCCAGCGAGUGGACGUCGUGGUUCAACGUGGACCACCCGGGAGGAGAUGGCGACUUCGAGAGCCUGGCUGCCAUUCGCUUCUACUACGGGCCCGCGCGCGUGUGCCCGAAGCCACUGGCGCUGGAGGCACGCACCACCGACUGGGCGCUACCAGCUGCAGUGGGCGAGAGGGUGCACGCCAACCCAGAGCGCGGCUUCUGGUGUCUUAAUCGCGAGCAACCGCGAGGCCGCCACUGCUCCAACUACCACGUGCGCUUCCGCUGUCCACUGGAGGCGGCGUGGGGCGCUUGGGGAGCGUGGGGCCUCUGCUCCAAGAGUUGCGGGCCAGGCCGUCGCCUGCGCCGCCGCAGCUGUCAAAGCUCUUCUGGGGACACGUGUCCCGGGAGCUCCCAGGAGGCGCAGAAGUGUAUGAGAUCCCGUUGCCCAGGGUGUAGCUCUGACACCUGCAGGUGCCCCAACCACAUCCUAUUGGGCUCGGUGGUCACUCCAUCUGGCCGCCCACUAUCAGGAGCCAGGGUCUCCCUCCGAACUCGACCUGGCACCAUAGCCACCAGCGGUACUCAUGGAACCUUCCGAGUGUCUGGAGUCUGCGCUGGCAGCAAGGCCAAUGUCAGCGCCCAGAUGAAUGGGUUCUCUGCUGGUACAGCCCAGGCCCAUGCCAACAGUUCCACCUCAGCUGUGGUCACCAUCACCCUUGAAGAGUUAGGGAAGCCGUACCUGGUAAAGCACCCUGAGUCUCGAGUUCGAGAGGCAGGUCAGAAUGUGACCUUCUGCUGCAAGGCCUCGGGGACACCCAUGCCCAAGAAAUAUUCCUGGUUCCACAACGGGACCCUACUGGACCGACGCCAGCAGGGGUCUGGGCCACACCUAGAGCUCCAGGGGCUUCUUGAGGAGCAGGCAGGGGAGUACCACUGCAAGGCCUGGAACGACGCCGGCACCGUGCGAUCCCGCGUCGCCCACCUCACGAUACUCGCUCCCGGCCAGCCGGCCUGUGACCCCCGACCUCAGGAACACCUGAUCAAGCUUCCGGACGACUGCGGCCAGCCCGGCGGCGGCCCCACGUACCUAGACGUGGGUCUGUGCGCGGACACACGCUGCCCGGGCCCUGUGGGCUCCGGCGCUCGCUGUGGGGACGCGGGCUCUCGCUGCUGCUCAGUGCUGCGCCUGGAGAGCAGGGACAUCCGCUGCUCCGGCUACGUGCUCCCGGUGAAGGUGGUGGCCGAGUGUGGCUGUCGCAAGUGCCUGCCCCGUCGGGGAUUGGUGCGGGGCCGCGUGGUGGCUGCGGACUCCGGGGAGCCCCUUCGUUUCGCUAGGAUUCUGCUGGGCCGCGCACCCAUCGGCUUCACCUCCUACCAGGGCGACUUCACCAUCGAGGUACCGCCGGCCACCGAGCGCCUCGUGGUGACCUUCGUGGACCCGAGUGGUGAGUUCGUGGACAGCGUCCGCGUGCUGCCUUUCGACCCUCGCGGCGCUGGUGUGUACCACGAGAUCCGCGCGCAGCGCAAGGCGGCCGCAGUGCUGCUGGACGCGGAGCGGGGCGGUGAAAUCCCGCUGGGCGGGACGGAGGAGGCGCCAGCGCUCGGCGAGCUGGUCCUGCCGCCCCGGACCUUCCACCACCCCGACGGCCGUCCCUACGCGGGGCCCGUGGAGGCGCGUGUCACCUUCGUGGACCCUCGUGACCUGGCGUCGGCGGCCGCGGCGUCCAGCGACCUGCGCUUCUUGGACAGCGCGGGUGAGCUGGCGCCGCUGCGCACCUACGGCAUGUUUGCCGUGGACCUGCGCGCGCCCGGCUCCCCAGAGCAGCUGCACGUGGCGCGCGCGGACGUGCGCGUGGACGCCGACCACGUGCGCAUGCCCGGCCACGCCGAGGCGCUGGCCCUCUGGUCGCUGGACCCGGAGACCGGGCUGUGGGAGGAGGAGGGGGCUGAGCGCGGGGGAGGCGGCUUCCGGCGUGAGAAGGCGGCGGCGCGCGUGCGCAGGGAGGAGCGCGCGUUCCUCGUGGGCGCGCUCACCGUGCGCGAGCGCCGCUUGUUCAACCUAGACGUGCCAGAGCGGCGCCGCUGCUUCGUGAAGGUUCGCGCGUACGGCACGGAUCGCUUCGCGCCCGCCGAGCAGGUGCAGGGCGUGGUGGUGACGCUGCUCAACCUGGAGCCCGCGCCCGGCUUCACGGCCAACCCACGCGCGUGGGGCCGCUUCGACAGCGCGGUCACAGGGCCCAACGGGGCGUGCGUGCCGGCCUUCUGCGACGCCGAGCGGCCCGACGCCUACACGGCCUUUGUGACCGCGGCUCUGGGAGGCGAGGAGCUGGAGGCCGCGCCGUCGCGACCACGCGCGACCGCGGCCACCGUGGGCGUGGCGCAGCCCUACCUGGAGCGCCUAGGCUACCAGCGCACCGAUCACGACGACCCUGCGCUCAAGCGCACCGGCUUCCGCUUGAACCUUGCGCGUCCACGCGCGGGCCACGAGUCCGAGGCGCACGGGCCCGUGUAUCCCUGGCGCCGCCUGCGCGACUGCGAGGACGCGCCGGUCACCGACAGUCACUUCCGAUUCUCGCGCGUGGAGGCGGACAAGUACGAAUACGACGUAGUGCCAUUCCACGAGGGAGCCCCCGCCUCGUGGACCGGCGACCUGCUGGCCUGGUGGCCCAACCCGCAGGAGUUCCGCGCGUGCUUCCUGAAGGUGCGGCUGCAGGGCCCGCAGGAGUACAUGGUGCGUUCGCACAACGCGGGCGGCACCCACGAAGACACACGCGGCCGCCUCUAUGGGCUGCGCGACACCCGCAGCGUGCGCCACCCUGAGCGCCCCGGCGCCUCGGCCGCCUGCGUGGAGUUCAAGUGCGGCGGCAUGCUGUUUGACCAGCGCCAGGUGGACAGGACACUGGUGACUGUGACCCCGCAGGGCAGCUGCCGUCGCGUGGCCGUCAACACACUCCUGCAGGACUAUCUAGCCCGGCACCCGCCGCUCGCCCCCGCCGACGACCCCGCCGCCUUCGCCAUGCUGGCUCCCCUUGACGCGCUGGGCCACAACUAUGGGGUCUACACGGUCACCGACCAGAGCCCACGGCUGGCCAAGGAAAUCGCCAUCGGCCGCUGCUUCGACGGCUCCUCCGAUGGCUUCUCCCGGGAGAUGAAAGCGGACGCUGGCACGGCUGUCACCUUCCAGUGCCGUGAGCCGCCCGCCAGACCCAGUCUCUUCCAGAGACUGCUGGAGAACCCUGCCUCAGCGCUUGGCGACAUCCGUAGGGAGAUGGGCCAAGCCACCCGCGAUUCCCGGGUUACCCAGACCCAAGCCGGAGACACGCGCUCCUUCGGCCCUGGACAGUGA